Symbiodinium pilosum is the source of this 1641-nucleotide messenger RNA. The record is from the annotation of a GenBank genome assembly. Lineage: Eukaryota; Dinophyceae; Suessiales; Symbiodiniaceae.
AUGGCCAGAGCCAAAAAAAAGGAAGCCGACGACUUCUCUAGCUCAAUUUUCUCGAGAUUGACUGAGGAACAUAGUCAGCGAAGCGCAGGUGAAGAAUUCGCAAAUGAUGUGACGAUCCUCUUCUGCGGCUCCAAGAAGUCGGGGAAGACAUCUUUAGUCGACCGAUUCAUCAAUCCCACCAAAGAUGAGAAGGAUCAACCCAAACCAACCGUUGCUCUCGACUACAAAUUUGCGCGAUACGCUUCAGAGGGAUCCUCGUCGAAAGUGCUGGCCCACAUCUAUGACCUCGGCGGAGAUGAGGCCAACGAGAAUCUCCUGGGUGCACCUGUUUCCAAAGCUACUGUUGGUAACCUGGUGCUGGCAAUAACGUUGGACUUGUCAGAGCCACACAGUUGCAUUCCGAAUCUCGAGAAAUGGCUGCAGCUGUUGCGGAGUCAUGUGGACAAGAGCUUGCAGGCAUUAGCACAGGAAAACCCACCUGGCCUGCUACAUGUUGAUGCUCAGCGAGCGUUGCGUGCCAACUCUUACGCAGAGCAUCCUGAUCGUGGAUUCAUAAAUCCAUUCCCGGUGCCUUUGGUGAUCUUCGGUUUUGCCCUCAUGUCCCAUCAGGACGUCUCCAAAGCAGCACAGAGCUUGCUUGAUUUCGAGAGCAACCAGACAGUCUUCAAGCUCGAGAAGAGCUCAGUGUAUGGAAGCGCCUUCGCGUUUCCCCAAAUUGCAAGAAGCUCUGGCUACAAGAGCGUGUUUGUCACCCUCUGGAUUCGAGCUUACAUGGCACUGGCGCUCAACUACCUGGUGCAGCUUUCGCUCGUGAUGUUUGUGGGUGAAGCAACGCAGAUAAUGGCGCCUUUGGGUGGGCAGAUGCACCUCUGCGACUUUGGUGCAGAUCUCGAUAUGUGCAAGGGCCCAGAUGCCGAUUUCCAGCCACGGUGUACUGGUCCAGGAGGAACGCAGUUUGCGCCACCGCGACUCUACGGCUACACACAAUGGGCAGUGCAAAAGUUCACAAAGCAGGCUCUCCUUGAUGUGAUACCGGACCAGGAAAAAGUUAUUGAAGAGAAAGUGGACCCGGGAGAGUACGGACUGGAAAACCACAGCUGCCGCUGGCUUUGCUUGUUUCUCUUCGUCCUCUCGGUCAAUCAUGAGAUCCAAGUCUGCUUUCGAAUGUUGGCAAUGCUAUGGUAUUUGCCGAGCAGUCCAGACAAAUGCAACUGGCUCGAAGUCACCAAAGGUGAACCUGUUUACCGUAUUGCAGGCAUGCCUUGCCACUGGAAGAUCAUCACCGGCAUUCUUGUGUUCAUACCGAAGCUUGCGUUGUGCUACUUCGUUCUGCUCGAGGGCACUUUGUUAUUGAUGGACACUUCUGGAAUCUUGGACACAGUCCUCGGUGCCAUGUCCAUGGCUUUCAUCCUCGACGUUGAUGAAAUGUUGCACGACUCCAUGAUCACGCAUGCCGGCCGCCAUGUCAUCGAGAACAUCAAAGGUCUCAAAGAAGAUCGGGAGCAAGGCGCGCUUGGACUUGUGAAUAUGUUCGAUUCGACGUUUGCAUGUAUCCGUUUCUUGCUGCUGCUGCUGCUGGUGGUGGUGCUGCUGCUUGUGGAAGCUACUCAGAGGGGAGGCGAGGGUGCAAGCCGCUCUUGA